AGAACGAGUGGCUGAGCAGAGCUGCACAGCAUCCACCGCUACAGCAUCCUGCAGAAGGCUCCGUGGAGGACAGAGAGGAGAAAGAGAGUCUGAUAGAAAAAGGUGGAUCCACAGCUGAAGACAGACUGAAAGAAAAAGAGAAGCACACAAGGAGUAAGAGUGGGAAAUGAAAGGAAUUGAGUAAACACCGCUGCCUGCCUGAGGACCACUGCAGCUGUACUAAAUCUGGGGCUGUCAGGCCAACCCUCAGUGAGUGAGAGAGGCAUGGGAGCAGAGGAGAAAAAGAAGUGAUUUAAAGAGCAGAUCUCAUCAUUCUGGACAAGCAGGGAUGGGAACCCCAAGAGCUUUUCCGUCAGCAGAUCAAACUUCACACAGGAGAAGCGCCCUCGGAUCACCAGCCUCUUCAGAGGAGUGAAGAGAAGAGGCAAACAAGAGAGUUGUCUUAUAGUUCCUGAAAGGUGAAAGCUUGCACAGGAACUCUGAUAACUACGCUGCUGAGUACAGCUCAGGUCCCUCUCUGUUUCCCCCUACACCUGCCUGGUCCUGGUGAAUGUCUUCUCUGCAUGCUAUCCCACUGCUCGGCAGUUGAACACACUCAUGGUCGAUGCCAAGGGAAGGAACAUGAAAUGUCUGACUUUCUUCUUAAUGCUCCCCGAGUCAGUGAAAAGCAAAUCAAGUAAAAGCUCCAAGAAAGGGAAUGCCAGUAGCAGCUCCAAGCUGCCCCCUGUCUGUUAUGAGAUAAUCACUCUAAGGAGCAAGAAGAAGAAGAAGAUGGCAGCGGAUAUUUUUCCCACCAACAAGCCGGCUUCCACCACCACAGUGCAACAGUACCAGCAGCAGAACCUCAACAACAACAACACCACCAUACAGAACUGUAACUGGCAAGGACUUUACUCCACUAUAAGAGAAAGAAAUUCAGUAAUGUUCAACAAUGAGCUGAUGGCAGAUGUUCACUUUGUGGUGGGUCAGCCUGGAAGGACCCAGCGGCUGCCGGGACACAGAUAUGUUUUGGCUGUGGGCAGCUCAGUGUUCCAUGCCAUGUUUUAUGGUGAACUUGCUGAGAACGAUGAUGAAAUCCAUAUUCCAGAUGUGGAACCAGCAGCAUUUCUGGCAAUGCUGAAGUACAUUUACUGUGAUGAAAUUGACCUGAGUGCUGACACAGUGUUGGCCACUCUUUACGCUGCCAAGAAGUACAUUGUCCCUCACCUGGCACGUGCCUGCGUCAACUUCUUGGAGACCAGCCUGAGCGCCAAGAAUGCCUGCGUGUUACUCUCCCAGAGCUGCCUGUUCGAGGAGCCGGAGCUGACGCAGCGCUGCUGGGAAGUGAUUGAUGCCCAGGCCGAGCUGGCGUUAUGCUCGGAGGGCUUCUGCGACAUCGACUCCCAGACCCUCGAGAGUAUCCUACAGCGCGAGACACUCAAUGCUAAAGAGAUAGUGGUGUUUGAAGCGGCACUCAGCUGGGCUGAGGCUGAGUGCCAGAGACGGGACCUCACCUUGUCGACUGAUAACAGGCGUAAGGUGUUGGGCAAGGCCAUGUACCUGAUACGUAUCCCUACAAUGGCUCUGGAUGACUUUGCCAAUGGAGCAGCCCAGUCGGGAGUGUUGACACUUAAUGAGACCAAUGACAUCUUCCUGUGGUACACAGCGGCCAAGAAGCCUGAGCUGGAGUUUGUCAGUAUGCCUAGAAAAGGUCUGACACCCCAGCGCUGCCACAGAUUCCAGUCAUGUGCCUACCGAAGCAAUCAGUGGCGCUAUCGGGGCCGCUGCGACAGCAUACAGUUUGCAGUGGAUAAAAGAGUUUUUAUCGCUGGGUUUGGACUGUAUGGAUCUAGCUGUGGAUCAGCAGAGUACAGUGCCAAGAUUGAGUUGAAACGUCAAGGAGUAAUGCUGGGACAAAACCUCAGCAAAUACUUCUCUGAUGGUUCCAGCAACACCUUCCCAGUGUGGUUUGAGUAUCCAGUGCAGAUCGAGCCCGACACCUUCUACACUGCUAGUGUGGUUCUGGAUGGGAAUGAGCUCAGCUACUUUGGACAGGAAGGGAUGACAGAGGUGCAGUGUGGGAAAGUGACCUUUCAGUACCAAUGCUCCUCGGACAGCACUAAUGGCACUGGGGUGCAGGGGGGGCAGAUUCCUGAGCUCAUCUUCUACGCUUGAUAACCCCAUGCAUAUAAAUGACUGAUGUUCAGUGCACUUAUGGACAAAAGAAAAGUAUCACUUUGUGCAUAGUGUCACUUUCUGGUAUUUAUUUUUGUCACUGUUGAGCUCAUUUCAGACCUGUGAUAGGGUCUUGUGUGGUUUUCAUUUCAGUAAUCGGUCCACUUGAGUAGGACCAGAUACAGUAGAUGUCUCCAGAUGAUGAAUUGUCCAAAUAAUUGGAUGAACAAAAGUUCUAAAAAAUGAAAUAUCUUGCACUAGACGUGCAUGUAUAAAUGCAUACAUGUGAAGUGUAUAAUGCCACAAUGGUGGCCAAUGCGGGGCACAAAGAUAUUGUAUAUGAUGAAUAUGCUACAGUUUGUUUGUUAUUGCUAUGCUUGCAUAGAAUGCACAUAUAUAGCAGCAAUACUUCACAUUCUAUAUUCUCCAAUGAGCAUUUCAUAUCAUGACUCAGUCUGGACCAUCAGCAUUAUAAAGAAUCUAAAAAAGGCUGUAUGAUACUCAAUACCAACAUAAAAUGUCAUUAGGCGUUUGUAUGUAGUGGUUUGAAUUUAAUCUGCAGCUUUUGAUACUUUGAAUCUAGUAACAUGGCACCUAUAGAUGCAUCAAUGUGAUCAAAUUCACUUACACCUGAUACAAUGAAAAAAACAUUUGGUUCAAUCUGUCAGCAUUGCAGAGCUUACAGCAUGGGCUGAACUGUUUCAUUUCCGCUAACCCGUACUACUAAUUGUUCUGGCGCCUUGGUUUUGUUUACAGCGAAAAGAUCAAUGACUGAUUCAGUGUUACAAACUGUUUAUCUUACUGUAUGAACUUCUACUUCUCUUUGUUAAGAACUCUGAUCUGCUGAGCACUCCCUCCCAAUGUGACCAUACACACAGUAUUUGCUUACUGUAUAUGCUACAUAAUGCACUGAUUUUGGUUUGUAACAUAUUUUGUUUUAAAUUAGGCAGACUAUUUUUGAUUGACUGUGCUACUGAGUAUUUCUUUCUGGUGUAGGAUAAACAUCCAUGCGCUUGUCUGCUGUGACAAUGGAUGGGCAAACUGGUGUUGAUGUGUGUACGUGCUACAGUGCUGGGAGACAUACGGAUGUGUAUGAUUGUUGACGAUGCAAAUAAACAGAACAAGCGGUUCAUA
Gymnodraco acuticeps is the source of this 3288-nucleotide messenger RNA. RefSeq names its product BTB (POZ) domain containing 3b (gene btbd3b). Gene Ontology annotation, cellular component: cytosol. The record is from RefSeq and is a predicted model, not a curated record. NCBI's taxonomy places the organism in Eukaryota, Metazoa, Chordata, Actinopteri, Perciformes, Bathydraconidae. Bases 598 to 2154 code for a protein of 518 amino acids. Gene Ontology annotation, biological process: cerebral cortex development; dendrite morphogenesis; neurogenesis. The transcript has 4 exons. Gene Ontology annotation, molecular function: protein binding.